AUGGCCCACAAGGAGAACGUGAACCCCGGGGCCCUGGGCAGCCUGGCCAAGGUGAGCACCUGGGGGGUCUCUGUCCUUUUGGGGGGGGUGCUGUACCCCCCCCAGACACACUUGCUGCCCCCCCCCAGGAAGACGCUGAGCAUUGAGGACUUCGAGAUCGGGCGCCCGCUGGGCAAGGGCAAGUUCGGCAAUGUGUACCUGGCGCGGGAGAAGGGCUCGCACUUCCUCGUAGCCCUCAAGGUGCUCUUCAAGUCGCAGAUGGAGAAGGAGGGUGUGGAGCACCAGCUGCGUCGCGAGAUCGAGAUCCAGGCCCACCUCCGGCACCCCAACAUCUUGCGGCUCUACAACUACUUCCAUGACCGGCGCCGCGUGUACCUGAUCCUGGAGUACGCGCCACGCGGCGAGCUCUACAAGGAGCUGCAGAAGUGCCGCCGCUUUGAUGAGCAGCGCAGCGCCACGAUCAUGGAGGAGCUGGCAGACGCACUGAUCUACUGCCAUGCCAAGAAGGUGAUCCACCGCGACAUCAAGCCUGAGAACCUGCUGCUGGGCCUCAAGGGCGAGCUCAAGAUCGCUGACUUCGGCUGGUCGGUCCACGCGCCCUCGCUGCGGCGCAAGACUAUGUGUGGGACACUGGACUACCUGCCGCCUGAGAUGAUUGAGGGGCAGCCGCACAACGAGAAGGUGGACCUGUGGUGCGCCGGUGUGCUGUGCUAUGAGCUGCUGGUUGGGCACCCGCCCUUUGAGAGUGCCUCCCACACUGAGACCUACCGCCGCAUCACCAAGGUGGACCUGCGCUUCCCGCCUACCAUGCCCGAGGGCGCCCGCGACCUCAUCGGCAAGCUGCUGCGGCACGUCCCGGCUGAGCGCCUGCCUCUGCGCGCUGUGCUCGAGCACCCCUGGGUGCGCGCCAACUCCCGCCGCGUGCUGCCCCCUGCCUAUGCCCCCUAGCCCCCUGCUCCCCUGCGGGGGGCCUGGUCCUACCCUCGUGGGCUGGGGCUCCCCCCCAUGUUGUCAUUUUUUUGUGUUUAAUAAAAGUCUUGAUUUUUACAGCUGGGUCUGGGUGCUGUUUUGCUGGGGGUGCCUGGGGGCACGGGGCGGGCACACUGCUAGCACACAUGUGUGCACCCGCAUGUCCUGGGGGGCGCAGUCCUGCUGUGGGGGGC
Molecule: messenger RNA, 1163 nt
Organism: Alligator sinensis (Chinese alligator)
Lineage: Eukaryota; Metazoa; Chordata; Crocodylia; Alligatoridae
Product: aurora kinase B-like
Exons: 6
Coding region: 1-948 (315 amino acids)
Biological process (GO): regulation of cytokinesis; mitotic spindle organization; protein phosphorylation
Cellular component (GO): chromosome passenger complex; spindle pole centrosome; spindle microtubule
Molecular function (GO): protein kinase activity; ATP binding
Source: RefSeq, a predicted model, not a curated record